Limanda limanda (common dab) is the source of this 664-nucleotide messenger RNA. RefSeq names its product anaphase promoting complex subunit 13 (gene anapc13). Bases 233 to 457 code for a protein of 74 amino acids. Gene Ontology annotation, cellular component: anaphase-promoting complex. Gene Ontology annotation, biological process: protein K11-linked ubiquitination. NCBI's taxonomy places the organism in Eukaryota, Metazoa, Chordata, Actinopteri, Pleuronectiformes, Pleuronectidae. The record is from RefSeq and is a predicted model, not a curated record. The transcript has 2 exons.
CAAGCGUCCACUCGCUUACGCACAACUUCCGCGUCCACUCGUUUCAAACAACUAACAAGUUUUAAACGAGUUUAAACUCAAGCCCUGUUCUUUGAUUUGUUUGUUUAACAGUUAGGGAACUUGUAGCAGCAGCAGUGGACUCUGACUCUCUCUCUCGUCGCCAUCUUCUUCUUGUUGUGGUUAGCUUGAGGCUAGCAAGGGGGGGGGGGGAGCUAGCAUCUGGACUCAGAAGAUGGACAGUGAAAUCCAGAGAGACGGGAGAGUCCUGGAUCUCACCGACGACGCCUGGAGGGAAGACAAGCUGCCGUACGAAGACGUCACCAUCCCCCUGAGUGAGCUUCCUGAAGCUGAGCAGGACAACGGAGGAUCCACGGAGUCGGUGAAAGAGCAGGAGAUGAAGUGGACGGACCUCGCCUUGCAGAGCCUCCACGAGAACACACCGAGCACGGGGAGCUGAGAGACUUCUGACAAGCUGCGGCCGCUUCAACAGAAAUCUCCAAAUCCUCUCGACUGCUGAGACUUCAAUGCAACAGGCCAAAAGUUCUUUAAAGUAAAUGACUCAACUGUCCUUUACUUCCACGUCAUUGUGAAAGCUUCCCCUGCCUUGUUGUCUCCUGAAGGGAAAUGUCCUGUCAUGCUAAAGUCCGUUUUGAAAAUCACAUAA